UUCAUUUCCACUUUGGGUGGCUGGAUUUGUGUCUCUCUGGAGCACGCUUGAAUGAGACACCCACAUAGCCUGGAGCCAAAGAAGGAGAGCCAGAAGAGGCACUUCAGUUAGAGGGAGGGAGGAAGGAAAGAGACUGCCUCUGAGGUAGGUGAGACCCAGUUCUGUUCUGAUGGAUGGUCUCUCUCGAGCUGCACUCCUGGGCAUGAUGUUUCCCUGGGGAGGUGCUGGCCAUCCCAAAGGUGUGUACAGAGAAGACAUCUGCCAUGAGACCAAGUGGAUACAGAAUGAACUGGUAGAAAGACACCCCCCUUCUCCUGUGGGUGCUCCAUGCUCUUGAAGGAAGAAGAUGAAAGGCUCGCGGUGCCUAACAAUAGCCACCGCAUUGCUGACCCUGGUGGCCCUCAAGGCCUAUAUCGAGUGGACUGCUGGGCAGGAUGAACGAUUCCCGACCCCGCAAGAGGGCGAAUGGCAAACCAGCUCCUUCACUCCUGCCCAGACCACAGCCGAAGACGCUGUGGCGAUUGCCCUGCUCCACUUCAAUGCCUCCCUGCAUCAGAUGCGCCAGAGCAUCCCAAAAUCGAAGGCCUACUGGAAUGAGAAGCAACACCAGAUCUUCCGAGCGCUGGACGCCGGGUGGAGUAACGCCUCCAUGCAUGAAUGCGAAGGGUCUGGUGGUGCAGAAAGGUUAAGCAGGAUCAGAGACUUCGGUUCCUACUCACAACUUUACAGAAACUUUAUCCUGUAUGACGGAUGCCGGAACUUUCCACUUUUGAUCAACCAGCCGGGCAAAUGCGCCCACAGCAAGAACCGCACUUUCCUGCUUUUGGCCAUCAAAUCUCUGCCAGGGAACUUUGCUGCCCGCCAGGCCGUGCGGGACACAUGGGGACACGAGGGUGAGCCGGGUGGGUUACCGGUACGUACCGUCUUCUUGCUGGGGACAGCCGGGGGCCAAUAUGGGCCCAACUUGCAAGGCAUGGUGGAGUACGAGAGCCAGACCUUUCAGGACAUCUUGAUGUGGGACUUUGAAGACACCUUCUUCAACCUGACACUGAAGGACUUCCUCUUCCUCAACUGGACACUGGAACACUGCCAGGACGUUCGCUUUGUUCUCAAGGGGGACGACGACGUUUUCAUUAACACACCUAAGAUCUUGGACUACCUCAGCUCUUUAGAUGCCCGCAAGCCGGUCUACAUGGGCCAAGUGAUGGCCAACGCCUCGCCAUUCCGUGUCCGCAAGAGCAAGUACUAUGUGCCGGAGUCAUACUAUGUGGGACCUUACCCGGCUUAUGCGGGAGGCGGGGGCUACAUCUUCUCGGGCAUGCUGACCCAGUGGCUCCAUAUCAUCUCUCAGUACAUCCCCUUCUACCCUAUCGAUGAUGUUUACACUGGGCUGUGCUUCCAAGCUCUGGGCAUCCGCCCUGAAGCACACUCCGGCUUCCAGACGUUUGAUAUCGCGGAGAAGGAUCGUGACAACCCCUGUGUACACAGAGAGCUACUCUUGGUCCACCAGCGUAGCCCGCACCAGACCCUUCAUCUUUGGAAACAAAUCAGGGACCCCAAACUCCAGUGUUGAAGAGAGCCAGAAACAAUCUGACCUCUCUUUGCUGAGGUUCCAGGUCCUUGUUGGGAGUGGAAUGUGGAUGCUGGAGUGGAACACUCUCUGUGUCACAGCUGGAACUGUGGGAUGCAAGCACCUCCUGCGUGGAGGAAGCAUUGCCUCCUUGCCCGUCCCGUGUUUAGAGGCAGCGCACGUCUGAAUCCCAGCUCCUGGGGGAAAGGCAAGAGCCACCUGCUCCUUGCUUCUGGGUGCAUCUGCCAGCUGCUGUUGGAAACAGACCCUUAGAGUAGAGCAACCAGGGUCUGAUCCUAUAGCUUCAGAGCAUCACCAACCGGCCGAGCGGUAGGGGAGACAGCAUAGCGGAGAAGGGGAAAGAUAGCAGGCCACAAUUCAGUUCCAUAUAGUAGGCAGUUGAUGGGCAACCCUCAAGAGCGCCAGGCACACUCUGGUAGCUGAAAACAGGCCAUUGCUCAGUAAUAGAGCACGUUAUGAAGACCUCAGUCCAAUCCCUGACAACUCCAGUUAGUGGACGUAGGGUCCCAAGAACGGGAAAGAUGCCUGAUUUGAGACCUUGGGGACGUUGGCAUUAAGAAUAGAUGGGAAAGAUUUUGCUUUUGUCUAAGAUGGUUCCUUCUCUAUCCUACACCUGUGCAAAAACUGGCCAUGCUUUUGAAAAAAAAAUAACUCUAAAAGCAUGUGUAGGUGGGAGAUGUUUAGGAAUGUGGGGGUUCCACCUGUCACCUCAAGACUGAAGAAUGGGUCUUUACCAGAUCUUGAAGGACAGGUCCUGUUACUUGCUCAGAUUACCCAGGCUAGAGAAAAGGGGUACCCUGCAUUGACUCUUAAAAGAAAUCCCCACUUCAUAUUGACAUUUGCUUUCAGUCAAGAUACAUUUCAGGCGCUUCUAAAAUGCUUCCUGUGAAAAUCACGGCCAUAGCAAAAAAGACAAAUAAGUGGGUACCAGAUCAAAUCAAGCCUGAAUUCUCCCUAGAAGCUAAAAUGACAAAACUGAGGCUAUUGUACUUUGGUCAUAUCAUGAGAAGACAAGAUUCUCUGGAAAAGUCAAUAAUGCUAGGAAAAGUGGAAGGCAAGAACAGAGGAAGACCCGAAAUGAGAUGGCUGGACUCAGUAAAAGAAGCCACGUCCUCCAGUUUGCAGGAUCUGAGCAGGCUGUUAAUGAUAGGACAUUUGGGAAGUCCUUCAUAGGGUCACCAUAGGUCAGAGGCAACUUGACAGCACAUAACACACACGCACAACAUGGCUAGAGAAGAAAAACACUCCAGAGCUAGCCAGAUCUAUUGUUUUUUUAAAAAAUCCAGAGCAUCAGAUGUGGGUCUUUAUUCCUCCCUUAGAAACAAUGAUAGGAUCAUAAAUCUUUUACCGUCACUCCAGGGGUUAGGAUGGCCACCUUAAUUCCUGACAUGUAGUAAGAAUAAACCGAGUUAUACAACUGGUGCUUUCCUUAAAAAAAGGUAAAGUGUGAGGCAGUUGGGCAUCACCUAUUUAACUUGUACAUCCCGUUGCUUUGAAAACACAGAACAUAGGGCAAAAAAAUUAAAUAAAUUCAUCUCCUCUGGAUCUGUGAUAUGUCACCUGGGUUCCCAACGGGUCACUUUCACUCACCUCUUUCAUCACCUAGUUAAUAAGCUGACGAAGAGGUCUGUGUUACUUCAAACCUCCUCCAUUUGUCUGUGGGCUUUCCACUGCAGAUCCGACACCCCUACAACCGGGUAAACAAAAGGUUGUUGGAUCAAGUUAACAACCUCAGUCUUGCUUCUUCUGUCAUCGCCUAGGGUUGUUUAAAUAAGCCUUAAGAAAAAAUAUUUUUAAAAAUAUUAAAACGUUACAUGAUUUCCGUGGCCAGUAACUCCCCUUUCCAGUUGCAUCUGGCACUGAAACUUGAAGGUUCUGUUUUCAUGUGACCUGUUUCAAGGGCAGGGGAGCUGUCCCCCCCCCCCCAUGCUCAUGUUGUGAUGUACAUAGUAAAAGCCUUGGGUGCUGUACCAAU
Messenger RNA from Eublepharis macularius, 3566 nucleotides. It is a transcript of the gene B3GNT8, whose product is annotated as UDP-GlcNAc:betaGal beta-1,3-N-acetylglucosaminyltransferase 8. NCBI's taxonomy places the organism in Eukaryota, Metazoa, Chordata, Lepidosauria, Squamata, Eublepharidae. The record is from RefSeq and is a predicted model, not a curated record. The coding region runs from base 347 to 1573 and encodes 408 amino acids. Gene Ontology annotation, cellular component: membrane. Gene Ontology annotation, molecular function: protein N-acetylglucosaminyltransferase activity. The transcript is spliced from 3 exons.